This is a messenger RNA of Torulaspora globosa, 1938 nucleotides long. RefSeq names its product Rho GTPase-activating protein. The transcript has a single exon. Gene Ontology annotation, molecular function: GTPase activator activity. The coding region runs from base 1 to 1938 and encodes 645 amino acids. The record is from RefSeq and is a predicted model, not a curated record. Lineage: Eukaryota; Fungi; Ascomycota; Saccharomycetes; Saccharomycetales; Saccharomycetaceae. Gene Ontology annotation, biological process: signal transduction; regulation of fungal-type cell wall organization; activation of GTPase activity. Gene Ontology annotation, cellular component: cell cortex.
AUGACGAAUAGUGGCAGUGGGGCUGUUGCCCCUACAAAAUCCCCGAUAUCUCAGCUUUGGAAGCAGCUGGGUGGGAACCCAAAGAGCAUGUCGACAGACUCGUUGAGCUUACCGUCACCAGUGGAGCCGGAUCAUCGUUUGAACAGUGAGAUGGGAGCAGUACAUAUGCCAGUGCUGUCGCCGAAGGAGAACUCUGGGGAGUUCGGCAGCUCGAAUAAGCGACUGUCGGGCGUGUGGGGCGCCUCGUCGCCAAGUUCCAAUGAGUACAGGAUGUACCGUGACAACUUCCUUUCCAAUCGUCACGGGUUCACAGGAAGGGUGUUUGGGGUAUCGCUCUCAGAGUCGCUCAGCGUCGCCAGUGCGGAAGUGAUAGUGCAGAGCGAAUUGGUCAGUUUUGGCAGGAUCCCCAUCGUCGUGGCAAAGUGUGGGGCGUACCUCAAGGCAAACGCGCUGGAGACGUCAGGUAUCUUUCGUAUUGCCGGUAACAGUAAGAGAGUUAAGGAAUUGCAGUACAUCUUCUCUUCACCUCCAGAUUACGGAUCAAAGUUUGUCGAUUGGGACGCUUACACGGUCCACGAUGUGGCAUCAUUGCUCAGACGGUUCCUGAAUAAUCUGGAAGAGCCGUUGAUACCUUUGGAUCUGUAUGAAGCGUUCAGGAAGCCUCUAAGAGAUAGGCCGCGAAUUCUGAGACACAUGGCAAAACAGGUAGUCCCUUCCCCCGCUGCUGAGAACGAAGACACCAUUCUUCUACGACGUCCAGAUACGGCGACGGAUAAAGAUGAUAGAGACAAUGAUGGUGAUGAAGAGAAAGAAGAGGACGAUCCUGCUGUAGCGGAAGAGAAGAAGAGAAAAAGCCAAAGACAUAGGAAACGGCUUAUCCGAGAUAUAAAAGCGGCCAUUAAAGACUAUGAAAACCUUUUCAUUUCCAUCUCCAAUGACACCAAACAGUUGACUAUCUACCUGCUGGACCUUCUGAGUUUGUUCGCCAGACAAUCUCAGUUCAAUCUUAUGUCGGGGCGUAAUCUGGCAGCCAUUUUUCAGCCCUCCAUUUUAUCGCAUCCGCAACACGAUAUGGAUCCUAGAGAAUACGAGCUAUCGCGACUAGUGACUGAAUUCCUGAUAGAGUACUCUUAUAAACUAUUACCGCACCUCUUAAGGCUUGCGAGAGAUGAACAACAGCGACCAAUACAACAAGGGAGGGAAAAUGGGGAAUUGGAAGCUCCCAAACCACGAAAGUUGGUCGUUACGAAUGAAAAUAAUGAAAGUGUAACAGUAUCGCCGUCGGCCCCUAUUGAUAUUCCUGCGUUGGACAGUAGCGCAGCACAGGAUAACCCUCCGACAUCAACCACUGUUGCUCCAAACACGACAACAUUCGAGUCGCCCACUAAGAGCUCUACUAGACAGCCGUUGAAAGUACCGAAGAUAAGGAGACCUCAUUCCAGAUCUAUUGGAUCGGCCCCUGUUCCUCCAGAUGUUAUCGCCAGUAGCAGAAGACGCUCUCGACUGUUCCCUUGGUUACCAAAACCAGGCAUCUUAAGCGAUAACGGCGGUGACUUUACUGCCACCGAGGAAGAAGGUGAUGAAUCCAACUUCGAUGACGAAAAUCGUGAGACCAUGGUUAGCUCCCCAGUGAGUGCUCAGUCAACUUCUCUACCACGGCACCAUCUGCAUAUACCGCCGAUGAACAGAACUUUCAGUGGAAAUAGCACAACUUCAUCUCUCACAAGACGGCCUAUGUCUGCCAUAUUAGGUGGAAGUAGAAACGGCUCGAUGGAUGCCUUAGAAAAUGCAAGUGCAAACCAGGCUAACGAAUCCACUCUCGCCAGGACGACCUUACUAGAAGACAGCGAAACUGAAGAGGGUACGACAAGAUCUCGCAAAAGGGACUCGUGGUUUCAAAGGUUACGGAGUAGAUCAAGAUCGAAUACAAGGUCGUGA